Prunus armeniaca (apricot) is the source of this 3024-nucleotide messenger RNA. Lineage: Eukaryota; Viridiplantae; Streptophyta; Magnoliopsida; Rosales; Rosaceae. The record is from the annotation of a GenBank genome assembly.
AUGGAAGACGAACCAGACACAACGCCACCCUCUCUCAUCCCACCAUUCCCAAGAGACUCACGCGGCUCCCUCGAAGUCUUCAACCCCUCCUCCUCCUCCACCUUCUCCACUUCCACCUCAUCUUUCCGCUCCCAACACACGUGGCAAAGCUGGAUAGACCCACAUGGUGGCACCACCCUCGAACCCGAGCCGGUACCCAAACUCACCUCCAAGUCCACCCGAGCCGACGACAUCACCACCUCAUGGUUGGCCCUCAAGGACGACGACGCCCCCCCAACAGCCCCAUCUCCACCGUCCAUUCACCACACAAUCUCCGCCGUCGACGGGAACGACAAGUCGUCUGCUCCCCCCGACGACGCCGCGCAGAGAGCCGCGGAGUGGGGGCUGGUGCUGAAGACGGACACCGAGACGGGGAAGCUGCAAGGGGUGGGCGCUCGGACCUCGGGAGGACCCGAAGACCCGAAUUCCAAACCGGGUCAGAGCGGCGCCGCUUCUUCUAGAAGGACAUCGAACAAUUCGGUUCAGAGCUCCGGCGAGUUCUCGUCCGAAGACGUCUUCGGAGGGAAAGAGAGAGGGAUACCGAGAGCUUCGAACGAUUUGAAAGACGCGCUGUCGACGUUUCAGCAGACGUUCGUGGUUUCGGACGCUACUAAACCCGAUUACCCGAUUAUGUACGCCAGUGCCGGGUUUUUCAAAAUGACCGGGUACACUUCCAAAGAGGUUAUCGGCAGAAACUGCCGGUUUUUACAAGGAGCGGGCACGGACCCGGAAGACGUGGCGCAGAUAAGGGAGGCUUUGGAAAGGAACACGAGUUACUGUGGGAGGCUACUGAAUUAUAAGAAAGAUGGGACCCCUUUUUGGAAUUUACUCACUAUUGCCCCCAUCAAGGACGAGACUGGGAAAGUUCUCAAAUUCAUUGGAAUGCAAGUGGAGGUGAGCAAGCAUACUGAGGGGUCCAAGGAUAAGAUGCUGCGUCCUAAUGGAUUGCCUGAGUCUUUGAUUCGAUAUGAUGCUCGUCAGAAAGAAAUGGCUUCAAAUUCAGUAUCUGAACUAGUGCAGGCAGUGAAAAGACCCCGGUCACUUAGCGAGUCAAUGAAUCACCCCUUGUUUAGAAAGUCAGAAGGUGGCCGGACAGAGGAGAGAACAGUAACGCUAGGGAGGAGAAACUCAGAGAGUGUGGCUCCACUUAGACGGAAUUCACGUGGGGAUCAUCCUAAAAUCUCAAUGCAGCGUAUCAGCGAGUUGCCUGAAAAGAAACAGAAAAAAACUAGCCGACUUUCUUUCAUGGGGAGGAUUAGGAAAAGUCGAACUAUUGAGGAAAGCUUUGACACUGGAGUUCCUGUGGAUACCUAUGAGAGUGACAAUGAUGAGGAGAGACCUGACAGUCUUGAUGACAAAGUAAGACAAAAGGAAAUGAGGAAGGGUAUUGAUCUUGCCACAACACUGGAACGUAUAGAGAAAAACUUCGUCAUUACUGAUCCGAGGCUGCCUGAUAAUCCCAUUAUAUUUGCAUCUGACAGCUUUUUGGAGCUUACAGAGUACAGUCGUGAAGAAAUAUUGGGAAGAAACUGCAGGUUCCUGCAAGGACCUGAGACUGAUCCAGCAACUGUGAGGAAAAUAAGAGAUGCAAUUGACAACCAGACUGAAGUUACUGUACAGCUCAUCAAUUAUACAAAAAGUGGUAAAAAGUUCUGGAACGUGUUUCAUCUGCAGCCUAUGCGUGAUCAAAAGGGGGAAGUUCAAUAUUUUAUUGGGGUACAACUAGAUGGCAGUGAGCACAUUGAGCCUCUGAACAACUCUAUUCCUGAAGAUACCGUAAAAGAGAGUGAAAAACUGGUCAGAGCAACUGCAGAAAAUGUUGAUGACGCAGCGAGAGAACUUCCUGAUGGAAAUAUGAAACCAGAUGAUCUGUGGAUGAACCAUUCAAAGGUUGUUCACCCAAAGCCUCAUAGAAAGAAUAGCCCCUAUUGGAGAGCCAUCGAAAAGAUUCUAGAUAGUGGAGAGCAGAUAGGAUUGAAACAUUUUAGGCCUAUAAAGCCCUUGGGAUCUGGUGAUACUGGCAGUGUACAUUUGGUGGAACUCUGUGGAACUGGCCACUACUUUGCAAUGAAGGCUAUGGAUAAGGGCGUCAUGCUCAAUCGCAACAAGGUGCACAGAGCUUGUGCAGAGAGAGAGAUCCUCGACAUGUUGGAUCACCCUUUUCUUCCUGCAUUGUAUGCAUCAUUUCAGACCAAAACACAUGUUUGCCUGAUUACUGAUUACUACCCUGGUGGAGAACUCUUUGUGCUUUUGGAUAGACAACCCACGAAGGUCCUUAAGGAAGAUUCUGUGAGAUUUUAUGUUGCAGAGGUAGUUGUUGCAUUGGAGUAUCUUCAUUGUCUGGGUAUAAUUUACAGGGAUUUGAAGCCUGAAAAUGUUUUACUUCAGAGCAAUGGGCAUGUGUCCCUGACAGAUUUUGAUUUAUCCUGUUUAACAUCUUGCAAACCGCAGCUUUUACUCCCAAGCAUAAACGAAAAGAAAAAACAACAUAAAGGUCAACAGAAUCCAAUCUUCAUGGCUGAACCAAUGAGAGCAUCAAAUUCCUUUGUUGGCACUGAAGAGUACAUAGCUCCGGAAAUCAUAACUGGAGCAGGCCAUACUAGUGCAGUGGACUGGUGGGCUCUUGGUAUUCUUAUCUAUGAAAUGCUCUAUGGCUAUACACCAUUCAGGGGAAAAACAAGGCAAAAGACAUUUGCCAAUAUUCUUCACAAGGAUCUUAAGUUUCCAGGAAGUAUAUCGGCAAGUCUUCAAGCAAAGCAGUUAAUGUAUCGGUUGUUGCACCGCGAUCCCAAAAAUAGACUGGGCUCACAGGAAGGAGCAAAUGAAAUUAAGCGCCACCCUUUCUUCAAGGGUGUCAACUGGGCUCUCGUCCGCUGCAUGAAACCUCCUCAACUCGAUGCACCUCUCUUUGCAAAAACUGAAGCCGAAAAGGAAGCAAAUGCUGUGGAUCCUGAGAUGCAAGAUUUACAGACAAACAUUUUCUAA